This is a messenger RNA of Microcebus murinus (gray mouse lemur), 1606 nucleotides long. RefSeq names its product tachykinin receptor 3 (gene TACR3). Gene Ontology annotation, biological process: G protein-coupled receptor signaling pathway; positive regulation of flagellated sperm motility. Gene Ontology annotation, molecular function: tachykinin receptor activity. The record is from RefSeq and is a predicted model, not a curated record. Gene Ontology annotation, cellular component: plasma membrane; sperm midpiece. Lineage: Eukaryota; Metazoa; Chordata; Mammalia; Primates; Cheirogaleidae.
AUGGCCUCGCCCGAGAGCGGGGCCGCCGGGGCCGGGGGCGCCCAGAACCUGAGCGCGGCGCUCGCCGCGGGGCCCGAGUGGCUGCAGCUGCUGGCCGCGGCCGGCGCCGCGUCCCCGUCCGCCGCGGCCCCCGCGCCCGCGCCGCCGCGCGCCAACCUCACCCACCCGUUCGUGCAGCCGUCCUGGCGCGCCGCGCUCUGGGCCCUGGCGUACGGCGCCGUGGUGGCCGUGGCCGUGCUCGGGAACCUCGUCGUCAUCUGGAUCGUGCUGGCCCACAAGCGCAUGAGGACCGUCACCAACUACUUCCUCGUGAACCUGGCUUUCUCCGACGCCUCCACGGCCGCCUUCAACACGCUGGUCAACUUCAUCUACGCCCUGCACGGCGAGUGGUACUUCGGCGCCGGCUACUGCCGCUUCCAGAACUUCUUCCCCAUCACGGCCGUGUUCGCCAGCAUCUACUCCAUGACGGCCAUCGCGGUGGACAGGUACAUGGCCAUUAUUGAUCCUUUGAAACCCAGACUGUCUGCUACAGCUACCAAGAUUGUCAUUGGAAGUAUUUGGAUCCUUGCAUUUCUACUUGCCUUCCCUCAAUGUCUCUACUCCAAAAUCAAAGUCAUGCCAGGCCGUACUCUUUGCUAUGUGCAAUGGCCAGAAGGUCCCAAACAACAUUUUACGUACCACGUCGUGGUCAUCAUACUGGUGUACUGCUUCCCAUUGCUGGUCAUGGGUGUCACAUACACCAUUGUCAGCGUCACUCUCUGGGGAGGGGAAAUCCCAGGGGAUACCUGUGACAAGUAUCAAGAGCAGCUCAAAGCCAAAAGAAAGGUUGUAAAAAUGAUGAUUAUUGUUGUGAUGACAUUUGCCAUCUGCUGGCUGCCCUAUCACAUUUACUUUAUUCUCACCGCGAUCUAUCAACAGCUAAACAGGUGGAAAUACAUCCAGCAGGUCUACCUGGCCAGCUUUUGGCUGGCCAUGAGCUCAACCAUGUACAACCCCAUCAUCUACUGCUGUCUGAAUAAGAGAUUUCGAGCCGGCUUCAAGAGUGCAUUUCGCUGGUGUCCUUUCAUCAAAGUCUCUAGCUAUGAUGAACUGGAGCUCAAAACCACCCGAUUCCACCCAGCUCGGCAGAGCAGCCUGUACACAGUGACCAGGAUGGAGUCCGUGACCGUAGUGCUCGACCCUAGCGAGGCCGACGAUGCCAAGGCCAGUCGGAAGAAAAGAGCAAAGCCAGCAGAGCCAGGCAUCAGUGGCUGCUCCCGCAGGAAUUCCAAAUCUGCCUCCACCACUUCAAGUUUCAUAAGCUCGCCCUAUGCCUCUGUGGAUGAAUAUUCUUAAGUCCAUUUCCUGAGGUGAAAAUUAGUGUGAGGCCAUCAUGACGCCAGCUAGGGCCUGUUCCCAGACUGUCAGUCUGUCCUGCACGCUCUCUGGAAACAAGGCAAUUUUUAGGCAGCUAUGCUUAAAUUGAGAAAGGUAGCAUAUAAAUGUGAUGAAGAACCAAUGGCUAUAAACACCCCUCAAAUAAAAUGGGCUUUAAAUUUAGUCUUUGAAAACUCUAAAUUGUUAUAUGCAACAAACAAAGAUAUAUCCAAAAAAUACUUAUAAAGUG